Molecule: messenger RNA, 3052 nt
Organism: Loxodonta africana (African savanna elephant)
Lineage: Eukaryota; Metazoa; Chordata; Mammalia; Proboscidea; Elephantidae
Gene: ACAD8
Product: acyl-CoA dehydrogenase family member 8
Exons: 11
Coding region: 164-1420 (418 amino acids)
Biological process (GO): lipid metabolic process
Cellular component (GO): mitochondrion
Molecular function (GO): acyl-CoA dehydrogenase activity; flavin adenine dinucleotide binding
Source: RefSeq, a predicted model, not a curated record
AGUCUCCUCUCCUUGGGCCAACUCGCCGGUGUCCGGCCGGAAGAGGGGGGUUGGACUACAACUCCCAGAGUGCAGUGGAGGGGCCGGGCCCUGGCUACCCACCGACCCAUGCCAGCCGAGUGGCACUAAGGUCGGGUGCGCUGGCCGCGGCCGCAGUGCAGUGAUGACUACCAUGCUGUGGAGCGGGGGCCGGCGCCUCACAGUGGCCCUGGGCUGCCUGCGCGGCGCUCUUUGGGCGCAGACUCAGAGGGCCCUCAGGCAGCUGGUCUCCUGCAUCGACCCUUCCAUAGGACUCAAUGAAGAGCAGAAAGAAUUUCAGAAAGUGGCCUUUGACUUUGCUACCCGGGAAAUGGCUCCAAAUAUGGCAGAGUGGGACCAGAAGGAACUGUUCCCAGUGGACGUGAUGCGGAAAGGAGCCCAGCUAGGCUUUGGGGGGGUCUACGUUCGAACAGAUGUGGGUGGGUCUGGACUGUCACGGCUUGAUACCUCUGUCAUUUUUGAAGCCUUGGCUACAGGCUGUACCAGCACCACAGCUUACAUAAGCAUCCACAACAUGUGUGUCUGGAUGAUUGACACGUUUGGAAAUGAGGAGCAGAGGCACACAUUCUGCCCCCGACUCUGCACCAUGGAGAAGUUUGCUUCCUACUGCCUCACUGAGCCAGGAAGUGGAAGUGACGCUGCUUCCCUUUUGACCUCAGCUAAACGACAAGGAGAUCAUUACAUCCUUAAUGGCUCCAAGGCCUUCAUUAGUGGUGGUGGUGAGUCGGACAUCUACGUGGUCAUGUGCCGCACCGGAGGACCAGGCCCCAAAGGCAUCUCAUGCAUAGUUGUUGAGAAGGGAACCCCUGGCCUCAGCUUUGGCAAGAAGGAGAAAAAGGUCGGGUGGAACUCCCAGCCAACACGAGCCGUGAUCUUUGAAGACUGUGCUGUACCUGUGGCCAACAGAAUUGGGAGUGAGGGGCAAGGCUUCCUCAUAGCCAUGAAAGGACUGAACGGAGGGAGGAUCAAUAUUGCCUCCUGCUCUCUGGGAGCUGCUCAUGCUUCAGUCAUCCUCACCCGAGACCACCUUAAUGUUCGCAAGCAGUUUGGAGAACCUCUGGCCAGUAACCAGUACCUGCAGUUUAAACUGGCCGAUAUGGCAACCCGGCUGGUGGCCUCACGGCUCAUGAUCCGUAACGCAGCCGUGGCCCUACAGGAGGGGCGAGAGGAUGCUGUGGCCCUGUGCUCCAUGGCCAAGCUCUUUGCCACGGACGAAUGCUUUGCUAUCUGCAACCAGGCUCUACAGAUGCACGGAGGAUAUGGCUACCUGAAAGACUAUGCUGUUCAACAGUAUGUGCGGGACUCCAGAGUCCACCAAAUCCUAGAAGGUAGCAAUGAAGUGAUGAGGAUGAUUAUUUCUCGAAGCCUGAUUCAAGAGUAGUACCCAGAGUUGAUAUUCCGGCAGGUUUCGUACACAGUAGGACUCAGUGUUGAAUGGGUCCAGGUGGAUGUUCUGCUAUAAAUGACUCCUGGAUUGAAGGCUGGGCUCUUGUAGGGCUGGACCAUCACCUCUAUAUGUGGGCAACAGCUUCUACUCUAGGAGUGGACACCAGCAGAACUGACGGAGCAGCCCUGAUCAGAAACAGCACAGAAGACAUACUGCCUUGUUUUCCUAAUGCCAGAAAUGUGACUCGUGAAGAAUCACCAUCAAACCAAAAGUCCUUUCUGGGAGCCACAUUGUCUAGAUUUGUGUGCAUUUUGCUGGUUCACCGCAUCCCUCUUCUAGUCAUCUGGGUACUUUCACUGAGGGCUUUUCCUAUUAAUAAAGCAAAGGUGUGGGAAAGGGGAACUAGAGAAAAAACGGCCUCCUAUCUUGUUCUCUGUAUCUGGACUGAAGAUGCAGGUUUCGUGAGCAGCACUUCUUUUGAGUAUAAAUCAAGAUAUAAUCAGUGCUUGGGAGACCCUACUGCUGAGCUGUGAUGUAGAAUGUGUCUUCACUCUGGACUACUCAAAAUCAAGGGGUGAGAUUAUUUGGAAAUUUCCAUUUAUAUGCUAAUGCUAGGGGAGCAAUAAAGUUGACUUGAGUAAUGACAGGAGUAUUUGUUCUUUGUCCUUUUUAGAAAAAUGUGGUACCUGUUCCGUUGCUGUCGAGUCGAUUUCAACUCAUAGUAACCCUAUAGGACAGAGUAGAACUGUCCCACAGGGUUUCCAAGGAGAGCCUGGUGGAUUCGAACUGCUGACUUUUUGUUUAGCAGCCAAGCUCUUAACCACUGCACCCCCAGGGUAGUAGGGGAAUGAUAUUCGGGGUUUCCGUAACUCUUCCUGAUAAGUACUCUGAAUAAAUUUUUUCCUAUCUGGAUUUUUCUUCUCUUUUUUGAAGUUGCCUUCUUUUUAAAUACAGGUAUGCUCUGAUUUACAACAGGGUUUUGUUCCAGCUACUCCAGCAUGAGUUGGUUCUGACCUAAGUCGAAUGCCUCUUUUUUUUGGUUUUCAUAGUGUGUUUAUAUGGCAGUAUUUUUGAACAUCUGCGAUUGAACAUUUGAGAAUGAUAACAUCAGCAAAUUACACACCGCAACAUUGUAUGUAAAAAAAAAAAAAAAUGAUAAGACGUACAAAAAAACCCCAGACAAGUCAAAAGUGCAGUUCUUCGUAACUGGAAUACGUCGUAAGUUGGGGACUACCUGUACUUUUAGCCACUGUAUUGGCAAAAUCUACCCCUCUCUGUAUUGUUCAGUUCUACUAAAGUUUAUUUCUAUUUUUUUAGCUAAGCCUUUACAAGUAUUUAUUUUAUCAUUAUAUUUGAUUAAAUAUUUCAUUCAAUUUUGGACUAAUAAUCAAAAAACUUCUCCUUGCCCAAUUUGGCUUCUAAAAUGUGUAAAAAAAAAUGUAGGCCCCUUUAAUUAGUACUAGCUUUUCAAACUCAGCAUUGUUCAUGAUUUAUGAAAAUAGAUUUAAAGUAAUAUUCAAAGAUAGAGACUUUUUGGAGAACACUAUUAUAAAUGAUCAUUACAUUAUCCCACCCUGUCAUCUCUUUAGAAAAAAAUGUGCAAGAUUUCCUAUUAGCUUCAGGUCA